This is a messenger RNA of Fomitiporia mediterranea MF3/22, 924 nucleotides long. RefSeq lists its product as uncharacterized. The transcript has 4 exons. NCBI's taxonomy places the organism in Eukaryota, Fungi, Basidiomycota, Agaricomycetes, Hymenochaetales, Hymenochaetaceae. Bases 1 to 924 code for a protein of 307 amino acids. Gene Ontology annotation, cellular component: nucleus; cytoplasm. The record is from RefSeq and is a predicted model, not a curated record.
AUGCCGGCGACAACGACGACAGCGACAAAUAAGACUCUCAGAGUACUCCCGGCCCAUGAGACAAAACACCUCUCUUUACUCGCAUAUCCGUUUCGCGACGAUAUUGUUUUCAAUCUCGCUCAGCUAAGCGACGGUGCAAAUAACGGUACCGCUCUCUGGCUCGGUGCUCAAAUCCUUUCUGCCUACCUCACCGACACACUACCCUCUCCUUCUCCCCUUCCGAUACCAGGCUCGACGCGUCAUUCGCGCACACCGCGCGCCAUCGAGCUCGGGAGCGGUGUCGGUCUCACUUCCUUAGUUCUCGCCGUCCAAGGCUGGUCCGUCCUCGCAACAGAUAUUCCGGCCAUCGUGCUUUCCGUUCUCCGUCCCAACGUCCAACGCAACACCCGAGAAACGUGUCUUCUUGGGUCCGUGCAGGUCCGGGCCCUCGACUGGACGGUACCCCCAGACAACUGGAAUUGGGAUAAUCCAUUAAGCAUUGCUGGUACGCUACCGGAUGGCGAUGUAGGAACAGGAAGAUUGGAUAAACAAGGACUCGAAGAAGAGCUUCUCGGUCCCCCGUUCGACCUGAUUCUGACUUCUGAUACGAUUUACUCACGAGAACUCGUUACGCCUCUCCUACGAACAAUAAAACACCUUGCCCUCCUCUCAACACCUCAACUUCAAUCUCCUUCCAAAUCCCAUCCACCCAUAUACCUCGCCCUCGAAGUACGUGACCCUACUCUCGUUUCGUACUUCUUCACACAAGCACGCGUUGAAUGGGGUAUGGACGCACAGCGUGUCUCUACUCCGCGCAUUCGACGCGCGAUGUCACGCAGUGGUCUUGGUGAUUGGAAAAGGGAGGAUUGGGAAGGUGUUGAGGUCUGGCGAUUACACUUACUGGAUUCUCAACCCAAGGAAGCUUCGAAUUCCGUUGACACCUAA